AUGGCUGUCAAAAAAAUCAAAGAUAGUGGGAACGAAAUAUCAAUAAAUCUUAACAGGAAUAGGAAAUUUCGAUUCCACCUCUUCGAAAGGUGCUCCGGUGGAGUAUUGAACCUUCGAUUUGAUUCUACGGUUCUGGAGAGUUACUAUACACUCUGCUCGUUCCCUCACUCUCUGUCUAGAUUUCGAAUAGCAGUUUCGUAUUUCGCCCUUGUGUGCGGAACAUGGAUGAUCUUUUUUGCUACUUCUGGAACAGAACAAUGGAUGGUAUAUGUUGCUGGAGCUGCUACGGGUCUUAUGGUGGCGAUUGUUCUGUUUGUGCUUACAUGUUCAAAGGUCAUAUUUGAGAAGAACUUUCUCGUGCUGUACAUAAUACUUGCAUUAUUCUUCAGUUUGCUAUUUUUACUUGCAUUUGUUCCUUCGACUGUCGGUGUUUCUUCCGCAUUUAAUGCCAGUCUGAUUGUUCAAUUACUUCUGACAAUCUACAUCAAUAUUCCUCUUCGCCUUUGGCAAGUAAUGCUAAUUUGUGGACCUGUAAGCGUUUUGCACGUGGUAUUAUCGUGUACAGUUUGCGGAAAGAUAAAUUCGCGAUUAACCUGCAUAUACAUAAUCUUACAUUGCUGCAUUCAUAUGGUUGGAUUCGUACAGCAUAUUUUAUCCCAGGUACGACGCCGCUCAACAUUUAUGCGCCUUGGUCACAGUGCUCUAAUGCGCAAGGCCUUAGAGAAAGAGCAGCAAACCCAAAAUGAAAUGAUCCAGUCUUUAAUGCCUCAGAAGGUUGCACUCGAAGUAAUGCAGGGCUCCUACAACAGCGAAGAUGAAGAUGAGUCGAACGACGAUGAAGGCGACAGUGAGCUGCGAAUGGCCACCUUUCGUAAGGGAAAGAAGGACGCAAAACCUGCCAUUCGUGGGAAGAUAAAUGUCAAGGAAGGGGGGAGCGCCAGCUUCUCUGACGAUACAGAUGAUUAUAGUGCUAAUGAAAGCGAACCCUUGAAAGCGAUGGAGGCUAGUACAUCCCGCAGGGAACAUAGAGGACACGAUCGGGAUGGCAGGAUUGUAGCUACAUCCAACCUGUCACGAUCUCCACAAGUACAUGCUGUGAAAUUCCGCAAAUUUCACGUCAGUCAAAUGGAAAAUGUCAGCAUCCUCUUCGCUGAUAUCGUGGGGUUCACCAACAUGAGCUCCAACAAGUCUGCCUCACAACUUUUGCUUCUCCUCAACGAUCUCUUUGGCCGGUUCGACAGCCUUUGUGAACUCAACCAAUGUGAGAAGAUAGCGACGUUGGGCGACUGCUAUUACUGCGUUUCUGGAUGCCCCAACGCCGUACCUGACCACGCAGAGAGAAUUGUUGAAAUGGGACGAUCUAUGUGUGUUGCCAUUCAGCAGUUUGACAACGACCACGCUGAACAGGUGAACAUGCGUGUCGGAGUGCAUACCGGAAAGGUGAUUUGCGGGUUGGUUGGAACACGCCGCUUCAAAUUUGACGUCUGGUCAAAUGAUGUCACUCUGGCUAAUCAAAUGGAGUCUUCAGGUAAGGCAGGUAAAGUGCACAUCUCCGAAACCACUUUGGAAUUUGUCAAAGACAUCUACGAAGUUUCGGAUGGAGAACCCGUUCCUGACAUUCGUAAAGUGAAAGUGUUAGUGGAAUACUAUAACAAAGAGGAUCAACGUUACGCUAUUAAGCAUACCCAAGAUCAAGCUCUUAUUAAAACCUACUUCAUUGAGAGGCGUUUCGACAACAAGCCAAUUAUCACGCUAAUUAAGCCCAAAAUGCCUGUUUCUGCUAACGAGACAAACAACGCGCCGCCUUUUGCCAAGGACCAGCCGAAGACAUCAGUCGACCCAGUCAACACAUCGCCUACUGGGUCGAAUGAGCUGACACUUGCAACGCCUCCCGGAUCUGAUGAACCGGAGGUGAGAGCUCGUGGAUCCGAUGUUGAGAUGCUAGAUGCUCUGUGGAAUCUCUCCAAGCCAGAAGAGGUCUUCAAAUUCCCACCAAUUUCACGCUUUUCUCUUUGCUUUCUCUCGCAAUCGCUUGAACAAACCUAUCGGCGGCAGGUACUUCGUGUUCCCCGUCAAUCCGUUCUCAUUACCCUCGCAACACCCCGUCUAACUCCUGUUACCAACGGGCUGGCUCAUUUCCUCUUCUUCCUCCUCGUCUCAUCAGCCUGUUUCAUUAACUUUCCAAAUUUAACGAACUAUCAUCUAAUUCUCCUGAUACCCUUAGUUGUAUUUGUGCUGGCCCUUUGUGUUAACUGCCUUUUUAUGGCCAUUGUUUUUUCGGACUUGCUUGCAUGGGGAGGCUUCUGUCCCUCCGCAAAGCAUCCUCUGCAGCGCAUCUAUCGGGUUUUAUUCAGCUGGUAUGUGAGGAACAUCAUUGGGGUGCUGAUGCUAUGUAGCCCUGCAGCUUUUGUGCUUGCCAAUUUCCAAAUUCGUCUUUUUUGGUUCAGUCGAUCAGCGGAUGUCGCGGCAGUGGCGGAUUUCUCAACCGGAGAAUACCGGAUGGUUCAUGGGAUCCUGUUCACUUUCAUGCUUUUCAAUUUGACGCUGUUUCCAAACUAUUCUUCGUGGGCAAAAUCGCUCUCAGCAAUGACGUUAUGCAUCAUUGCUUGCUUGCUGGUACAUUGGCCGUUCGCGGGUUUAUCCUAUAAAUCCUCUGACCAAGUGGCUGGAUUUUCUGCUAUAACCACGGCUAGAGACUUAAGCACUUCUCCUAUCUGGUUGGCUGCUGCUGAAAGUAGUCUGUUCCCUUGGGAAAUGACCGUUAUACUUGUCUUGAACCUUAUCCUCAUAUUCUUCCUCAAUCGCGACAUCGACAUCAGCUUUCGUGUCUCCUUCAACCGCGAUUUUGAAGCAAGUCGUGCAAAGGAGGCCAUCACUCGAGAAAAGAUGCAGGGCGAGUGGCUGCUGGAAAAUAUCAUUCCACGCUUUGUACUGACGGACCUGAGGAAGACUAACAAGUACUCUCAGCAUGUAACCGAUGCUGCUGUUAUGUUCGCGUCGAUAGCCAACUUUUCAGAGUUCUAUGAUGAGCAGUACCAAGGAGGACAGGAGAUGUUGCGAGUCCUAAACGAGAUUUUUGCGGAUUUUGAACACCUUCUCUCCUCUGUGAGAUUCAAAGACGUGGAGAAGAUCAAGACGAUUGCCGAGUGUUUCAUGGCCGCAUCAGGCUUAAAUUUGGUUCAACGUGCACAGAAUAAGUCAACAGAUGAUCAUUUGUGUGCCCUAAUGGACUUUGCCAUUGAACUUCUUAAGACAUUGGAUGACUUCAACCGACAAAUGUUUAACUUUCAAUUCGAGUUAAAAAUCGGCUACAAUAUCGGAGAAGUGACAGCAGGUGUUAUCGGCACGACAAAGCUGCUCUACGAUAUUUGGGGAGAUACUGUGAACGUCGCGAGUCGGAUGUAUUCGACGGGCCAGAAGGGUCGGGUACAAGUGACCGAGGAUGUCGCAUGGCGGCUCACUAAACACUACGAAUUCGAGUAUCGUGGUAACGUUUUCGUCAAGGGUAAAGGAGAGAUGCGUACUCAUCUCCUCGUCGGUCGAAAGGAGGCAAACUCGCAAUAA
Messenger RNA from Hydatigera taeniaeformis, 3564 nucleotides. The record is from the annotation of a GenBank genome assembly. NCBI's taxonomy places the organism in Eukaryota, Metazoa, Platyhelminthes, Cestoda, Cyclophyllidea, Taeniidae.